AUGGAGGCUUGUAAGACCUACACUCCAGUGGACCCCAAGGCUCCCAAAAAUUGCAGGGUAGUAAAUAUAGCUUUUGUGGCCCAGUCAGCCCCAGAUAUACGCAGAAAGUUACAGAAACUGGAGGGAUUUGAGGGAAAACUGUUAUCUGAGCUCAUGGAAGUAGCUCAAAAAGUAUUCAAUACCAGGGAUGGGACUGGUAACCGAAAUACUAAGAAGGCAGCUAGGGCAGUUUUAGUGGCAUUAGCAGAUGAAAGAACCCACCAGCCUAAUAAGGGCCAAGGCUCAGCCAGCCCCCGAAAGCCCAUGGUGAAGUUAAAGGUGGGGGGAAAGAUGGUGGACUUCCUGGUCGACACAGGGGCCACCUAUUCUGCUUUGCGCACUGAUCCCGGUCCAUAUUCCUCCCGGAAUACCUUCAUUCAAGGUGCUAAUGGCCACAUUGAAUCCUACCCCUGGACUACGUCACACACAGUCAAUCUUGGAGCAGGGACAGUGAUGCACUCCUUGGUCAUGCCCGAUUUCCCCUACCCCCUUCUUGGUAGGGACUUACUGCACAAACUGAAAGCCACCAUCUCCUUCCAGGGAGGGGGGACUAAACUCUACUUUGCAGACACACCUCAGACCCUCCUCCUGUCAUGCCCACUCUCAGAGGAAUAUCUAUUGACAGCACAGGACAGUGGACCAGAACUAUCCUCAUUACUGCAGGAGUUUCAGGCCAGAGUUCCUGGGGUUUGGGCAGAAUCUAAUCCCCCUGGCCUGGCCACCCACCAGCCAUCAGUGGUGGUGAAGCUUCUCAGCUCUGCCAAGCCUGUCCCGGUAAGGCAGUACAGCAUUAGCAAGCAGGCCAGAGAAGGAAUUAGCAUUCAUAUACAGAGACUUUUGGGGGCUGGAAUCCUGGUUCCUUGCCAGUCCCCUUGGAAUAUCCCUCUGUUACCUGUGCAAAAACCUGGCACCCUGGACUAUUACCCUGUUCAAGAUCUCAGGGAGGUGAAUAAGAGGAUUAAAAUUAUCCAUCCUACAGUACCAAACCCUUAUACCCUGUUAAGCCAGCUUCCACCAGAGCAUACAGUUUAUACUGUCUUGGAUCUCAAUGAUGCAUUCUUCUCCAUCCCCCUGACCCCCAUUAGUCAGUCAAUCUUUGCUUUUGGACCCCAGGGAGGGAAAGGGGGUCAGUUAACCUGGUCUUGAUUUCCACAAGGGUUCAAAAAUUCCCCAAGCCUCUUUGGGGAGGCCCUGGGGAGAUUCAAAGAAAGCCAUUCUGAUGUCACCUUGCUCCAGUAUGUGGAUGAUUUGCUUUUGGUCACCCCAAGUGCUGAGACUUGUAAGACGGCUCCUCUCCACUUGUUGGAGUUGCUGGGCACCCUGUGUUAUCGGGUCUCGGCCAAGAAAGCACAGCUCUGCACCACCUCCGUCACUUAUCUGGGCUACGAGCUGGAAGGGGGUGUGAGGAAACUCUCCUGUGCACAGAUCCAGACGAUCCUCAAUAUCCCUGUGCCCAGAACCAAGAAGCAGGUGCAGGAAUUUCUGGGGACAGUGGGGUACUGCAGGCUGUGGAUUCCAGGAUUUGCUGAGAUUGCUAAACCACUGUAUGCAGCUAUGGCUGGCAAGCUGGAAAACCUGGACUGGACAGAGGACUGUCAGUGGGCCUUCAAUCAACUGAAAGCAGCCUUGGUGAGUGCCCUGGCCCUCGGGCUCCCAAACCUGUCUAAACCUUUUCACCUCUUCGUAGAUGAAUGAAGGGAGGCAGCAGUGGGGGUCCUCACCCAGUCCAUUGGACCAUGGUGGAGGCCCGUGGCCUAUCUGUCUAAGAAAGUGGACCCCGUGGCAGCAGGAUGGCCUAACUGUCUCCAGGCUGUAGCUGCCACUGCACUCUUGGUCAGGGAGGCUUCCAAACUCACCUUUGGCCAAGAUGUGGUAGUGACAGCACCGACUCUGCACUCCAUGGAGUCCCUGCUUAGAAGUCUUCCAGAGAGAUGGCUUUCUAAUGCCCACAUUACUCAGUAUCAGGCUCUCCUGCUCAACCCCUCCCCCCCCACAGUGACUUUUUCUAAGACUGAAACUCUGAAUCCAGCCACCCUCCUCCCAGAAAUGGGAAAGGAGGCAGUAGUGACACAUGACCACUUGCAGAUCUUGGAUUCCCUGACCAGUCUGCGCCCCGAUUUGAUGGAUGUCCCCCUGCCUAUGGCUGCCCAAAUCCUCUUUGUGGAUGGUAGCAGCUUCGUACAGGAUGGGAUACACUACGCUGGAGCCGCAGUGGUGGAGCUCCCAAGGGUGAUCUGGGCACAGUCCCUGGGACAUGGGACCUCAGCCCAACGAGCGGAACUGAUCUCAUUAGCACAGGCUUUGAGAUAGGGAGCAGGGAAGUCUGUUAACAUUAAUACCGACAGCCGAUAUGCAUUUGCCACCGCCCAUGUCCAUGGAGCACUGUACCAGGAACGGGGAUUCCUCACUGCUGGUGGAAAAGAUAUCAAGAAUGGCCCUGAGAUUCUGGCCCUUCUGGAGGCUGUGUGGCUCCCCUCUCACCUUGCCAUCAUCCAUUGCAAGGGACACCAGAAGGGCGAUUCCCCUGAAGCUGUAGAUAAUCGCCUGGCUUACAAAACAGCGAAGGCUGUGGCCUUGCAUCCUAGGCUGGAUGCCACCUCGAAUUCAGAUGGAUGGCUGAUCCUGCCAGAUGGCAAGACUCUCUUGCCAGAAGCAGAAGGGAGACAGCUAGCAAGAAGAAUACAUGAUACCACACAUAUGGGAGGCACAAAACUGAGUGAUAUGCUGGACAGAGACUUUUUCUUUCACAAUAUGCACCGAAUCUGCAAAGACAUCACUUCAAGAUGUGAAAUAUGUGCUCGAGUUAAUCAAAAGGGGGGACUGAAGGAACCAGGGGGUACCAGGUUAAGAGGGCUGGAGCCAGGAGAACAGUGGGAAAUAGAUUUUACAGACAUUAAGCCAAGGAAAUAUUGGUACAGGUAUCUUUUAGUCCUGGUAGACACUUUUUCAGGAUGGGUAGAAGCAUAUCCAACAAAACAUGAAACUGCUUCAGUGGUAGUUAAGAAAUUAAUAUCAGAGAUCAUUCCUAGGUUUGGACUCCCACUGGGAAUAGGGUCAGAUAAUGGGCCUGAUUUUGUAGCUAGGGUGACUCAACAAUUGUCUAAGACCCUGGGCAUAAAUUGGAAAUUACACUGUGCAUUUCGGCCUCAGAGUUCAGGACAGGUCGAGCGCAUGAAUAGAACAUUGAAGGAGACCCUGACAAAAUUGGUUCUAGAGUCUUGUGAGAACUGGGUAAGCCUCCUUCCCUUUGCCCUCCUGAGGGCCCGAUGUACCCCAUAUGUACAAGGUAUUACCCCAUUUGAAAUUUUAUUCGGUAGACCACCUCCCCUCCUUCCUAAAUUGGGACUAGAAAAUUUGACUGAAUGUGAUAACCAAUAUCUGUUCUCUUCCCUGAAGGCUUUGGAUAAGCUCAGGAAAACUAUCACUCAAACUGUCUGGGCUGCCCAUCCCUUAACCCCUGAAUGUGACCUGCCCCCUUUUACAGGUGAACCAGGAGAUCUCGUGUGGGUUCCAAAGAUUCCUGCAGGGGCUCUCGAGCCACAGUGGACUGGACCUUACGUGAUAAUUUUGACCACCCCCAGAGCAGGAAAGAAACGCUGGAUCCACGUGUCUCAACUGAAGCCUGUCAAACCAAGAGCAGCAACGCAAGGAGCAGAACAGUAG
Molecule: messenger RNA, 3702 nt
Organism: Monodelphis domestica (gray short-tailed opossum)
Lineage: Eukaryota; Metazoa; Chordata; Mammalia; Didelphimorphia; Didelphidae
Source: RefSeq, a predicted model, not a curated record